CAAAACAAGAAGCCGUUCAGCAGACAAUCCUACAAGUCUGGUCACUACGCACCUGCAGAGCGAACCAACGAUGGCCCUGUGGGUUGCCAAUGCAACAAGCCUGGACACUUCAAGCGCGGCCGCAGUACUAAGCUGAAGGGUGAGCAGGAAAACGACGAGCCACGCCAGUAG
Molecule: messenger RNA, 171 nt
Organism: Phytophthora sojae
Lineage: Eukaryota; Oomycota; Peronosporomycetes; Peronosporales; Peronosporaceae
Exons: 1
Source: RefSeq, a predicted model, not a curated record